Prunus armeniaca (apricot) is the source of this 1815-nucleotide messenger RNA. The record is from the annotation of a GenBank genome assembly. NCBI's taxonomy places the organism in Eukaryota, Viridiplantae, Streptophyta, Magnoliopsida, Rosales, Rosaceae.
AUGAUCGUUCUUGCGGAGGGAAAUAUACAUAUUAAGUUCUUGGCCUUCCAUGUUUUUCUCCUUCUGUCCUUCAAAGCCAAAGCCAAAUGCAAAACUGGCUGCAACUUUGCCUUAGCCUCAUACCAUGUGUGGGAAGGUGCAAAUCUCACGUAUAUCAGCAACAUCUUUGGCCAGCAAGUUCCUGAAAUUCUCCAAUACAACCGUCAAGUAGUGCGAGAUUAUAACGGUACCCGAAUCAAAGUACCUUUUUCUUGUGACUGCUUAAAUGGUGAUUUUUUGGGCCAUACCUUCACCUACAUAACCCAGCAUGGUGACACCUAUAAUACCAUUGCUGAGAAUGCUUUUGCCAAUCUCACCACAGUGGAAUGGCUGAGUAGGGUGAACGUUUAUGCGCCAACUCAGAUACCAGAUGAAGUUCCAAUCAAUGUAACAGUCAACUGCUCCUGCGGCAAUCGACAUGUCUCCAAGGAUUAUGGGCUUUUUGAGACAUACCCUCUCCGUCCCGGCGAGGACUUGUCCUUCGUGGCGGUGGAGACUGGUGUCCCGGCAGGGCUGCUGGUGACGUACAACCGAGGGUCUAAUUUUAGUUCAGGGAAUGGCUUAGUCUUUGUGCCGGCAAGAGAUCAAAAUGGGAGUUUUCCACCAUUGAAGUUAAGAGCAGGUGGUAUUUCAGGUGGAGCUAUAGCUGGCAUAUGCGUUGGAGGAGUUUCUGCAGCUCUAAUUUUGGCACUUCUUCUAUAUGCUUGGCAUUAUAAAAGGAAGGUAGUUGAGGCACCGUUUCUUUCAGCAGCGUCUGAAGACCGGUAUAUUCAACAUGUACAUGUUUCCGGACAUAGUUCGGAGAAAACUUUGGAAUCGGUUGCUCUAGUUGGUGCUUCUUCUCCGGGCCUUACAGGUAUAACUGUGGAUAAAUCGGUGGAGUUCUCAUAUGAAGAGCUUGCCAAGGCUACUAGUGACUUUAACAUUGCUAAUAAGAUUGGCCAAGGUGGAUUUGGAGCUGUUUACUAUGCAGAACUUAGAGGCGAGGUGCGCUUAAUAGGAUAUUGCGUUGAGGACUCCUUAUUUCUAGUCUAUGAGUACAUUGAGAAUGGUAACUUGAGUCAACAUUUGCGUGGUUCUUCAGGUGAGAAAGAUAAUGCAUCUGCUUAUAAGCUUUUGCUCUCAGGUCUAGAUCCAUUGCCUUGGUCAACCAGGAUGCAAAUAGCCUUGGAUUCAGCUAGAGGACUUGAAUACAUCCAUGAACAUACUGUUCCAGUCUACAUUCAUCGUGACAUCAAGUCGGCAAACAUCUUAAUAGACAAAAGCUUCCGUGCAAAGGUUGCAGAUUUUGGGCUAACAAAACUGUCUGAAUAUGGAAGUGCUUCAUUGCAGACACGUCUUGUGGGUACAUUCGGAUACAUGCCUCCAGAGUAUGCUCAAUAUGGCGAUGUUUCUCCCAAGAUAGAUGUUUAUGCUUUUGGUGUUGUCCUUUUUGAACUGAUAUCUGCCAAGGAAGCUGUUGUUAGGACAAAUGAAUAUGUUGGUGAAUCAAAGGGACUAGUUGCUUUGUUUGAAAACAUUCUAAGUCAGCCAGAUCCGAAAGAAGAUCUGGGGAAAAUUGUUGACCCCAGGCUCGCUGAUGAUUGCCCACUUGACUCAGUCUGUAAGAUGGCACAACUUGCCAAGGCUUGCACACAAGAAAACCCUCAACUGAGGCCAAGCAUGAGAUCCAUUGUGGUUGCACUAAUGACACUUUCAUCUUCAAAUGAGGACUGGGAUGUUGGUUCAUUUUAUGAAAGCCAAGCUGAUCUAGUCAAUCUAAUGUCGGGGAGGUAG